Helianthus annuus (common sunflower) is the source of this 330-nucleotide messenger RNA. RefSeq lists its product as uncharacterized. NCBI's taxonomy places the organism in Eukaryota, Viridiplantae, Streptophyta, Magnoliopsida, Asterales, Asteraceae. The record is from RefSeq and is a predicted model, not a curated record. The transcript has 2 exons. Bases 1 to 330 code for a protein of 109 amino acids.
AUGACGGUGGGUAGCGAUGGUCGGGCAGUGGUUGUUGCAGGCGGGUGGCAGCGACGACAGGCGGUGGCCGAGGUCGGUAGUGGUGAUGGUCAGUGGUGGUGUCGGUGUUCAGUGGAGAGGGUGACGGUGGUUGGUGGAUGCGGCGGGGGGUGGCGGUUGUCGGCGGCGGUUGUUGACGGUGGUGGCGGUGGUCGGUGGUGGAGGGUGACGGCGGGGGUGGUCGAGCGACGACACGGGAUGGCGGUGGCUGUUGUUGCCGGUGGGUAUUGGCAACGAUGGUGGGUGGUGGUGGUGGCGAGUGGUGGGUUGGAUGUUGAUGAAGAAGGGUGA